UUCAUUACUCUUUGGUUAGUUCGUUGUGGAAAUUGAAACAGUAAACACGUGUAUCAUGUCGGUAGCCUAUAAACUUGGUGAUUUAGUUUGGGCAAAAAUGAAGGGCUUCAGCCCUUGGCCCGGCCGGGUCGCCAUCCCCACUCCUGAACUGAAGCCUCCCAAGAAGGCGACUAAUGUGCAAUGCAUUUACUUCUUUGGAACUAAUAACUAUGCAUGGAUUGAAGAGAAUAACAUCAAACCAUAUCACGAGUUCAAGGAGCAGCUGAUCAAGUCGUCCAAGACUGUUGCUUUCAAAGACGCCGUUAAUGAGAUCGAGGAGUACAUUGUGAACCCUGAGAAAUUUGGUGACAUUGACGACCACGCUAGAAAUGCUGAGGAAGAAUUUGAUAAGUUAAAAGAUGUGCUUGACGAUGAAAACCAAAAGGAGGAGGCGGAGGAAGAAACUGUCUCUCCUGAUGUUAAAAAGAAAAGCUCCACUCCAAAGAUACGUUUGGGUUCAAAGGUGAAGCCAAUAAAGCGCUCGUCGUCAGCCGGGCUGAAGUCGACGCCGCGGAAGAAGAGUAAGAGCAGUUUCCCAAGGUCGUACACCGACAGCGACAUGGCCAACGAGAAGCCGUCCAUGCUGAACCAUUCGUUCUCCAAGAAGUCUAGUUUGCUGCAUCGCCCGUCUAACAUUCUGAGACCUGAGACACCGCCGUUGGAUUUGGAGAACGUGUCCGAGACUCUGCUGGAGAAGAACAUUAAGGCGAGCCAAAUGAAGUUCGGCUUUCUCGGCCUCGGCAUCAUGGGGAGCGGCAUAGUGAAGAACCUCCUCAACUCUGGACACAAGGUCAUUGUGUGGAACAGAACCGCCGCUAAGUGUAAAGACUUCGAGAAAGUCGGCGCCACCAUCGCCGUUACACCGUGCGAUGUCGUCGAGGAGUCGGACAUCACGUUCUCCUGCGUCGCUGAUCCGCAAGCGGCCAAAGAGAUGGUAUUCGGCAACUGUGGAGUCCUACACUGUCCGUCGUUGGAGUCGAAGGGCUACGUGGAGAUGACGUCCAUAGAUGCGGACACGUCCCACGAUAUUGUCGAAGCCAUCAGUGGAAAGGGCGGCAGAUAUUUGGAAGCGCAGAUCCAAGGCUCAAAGACUCAGGCGGAGGAGGGCACGCUGAUCAUCCUGGCGGCCGGUGACCGCUCGCUGUUCGACGAUUGCCAGUCGUGCUUCAAGGCGAUGAGCAAGAACUCAUUUUACCUUGGUAGCGACAUCGGCAACGCGUCGAAGAUGAACUCUGUGCUGUCGGUGGUGGGCGGCGUGGCGCUGGCGGCGCUGGCGGAGGGGCUGGCGCUGGCGGACCGCGCGGGGCUGAGCCAGGCCGACCUGCUCGACGUGCUCGCGCUCACGCCGCUCGCCUCGCCGCACCUCAUACUCAAGGGCCGCGCGAUGAUAGAGUCGUCAUACUCUACGCACCAGCCGCUGACCCACAUGCAGAAGGAUCUGAAGCUGGCACUCGGGCUGGGCGACGCGCUAGAACAAUCCCUCCCACUCACGGCCACCACCAACGAGAUCUUCAAGCACGCCAAGCGGCUCGGCUACGCGAACCACGACGUGGCCGCCGUGUACAUCCGCGCUCGCUUCUGAUCGCAUCCCACUUAUCACCCAAUAGAAUCUGGACCGUUGUACGUGUUCUUGUAUAGUUACAUUGACAUACGGUGAACAAUUAGACGCUGUCACGCUAGAAGUGUCCGAGCGGUACUGCUCAAGUACAGGCUUAAGAAUAGAGGGUAGAAACAAUAUUCAAUUUCCUUCUAAGAACAAGGAAUUACAUAGAAGGAGUGAUAAAAUUGCAAUUCAUAGCAGCCUAGUGUACAGAAAAUGUUAUACGGCCGUAUAAUACUACCAAAUUCAGAUACAACCUGCUUGCGUACUUUUUACAUAAACUGUGUCGAAUAUAUAAUCUAGUAAUGUAAAAUUUGUCAUUGACAAAUAAUUGACAUAUCAAACAUUUUCUAUACACUAGCCUGCUAUGAAUUGAGAAAAAUAGCAACUGAGGGUGUAUCUUUCGUCCUCUUUUUACUAAUUAUAUUUGCAUAAGAACAAAGGUUAAAACUUUUCUAUGUAAUACCUUGUUUUUAGGUUUCCUUUGUAAAUGCAGCAAUACCGUCAAAAUGUACUCCUUCAGGCAAUGGUUAGGAGGUUUGCAACUUUAUUCGACAAAUAUUUUUAAUUACCUAUCCACAACUCCCACAGACUAGAAUUUGAAAUGCCCUCCUAAAUUAUACCAGAAUGGCGCAGACCGUCCAUAGAUUCAAAACUCAAAACGAUUUUACAAUACAAUUGACACUUGAAUUACUUAUAUGUAUAAUAGUUGCUCUAAGUAUAUAUAUAUUUAUUUAUAUGUGUAUCUAUAUGUAUAUAUGUUAUUUGAAGUAUUAUUUGUGCACCAUAUAUGUUGUGUUUUAUAAUACAAAUCCUAUAAAUACAUUCUCCUUUCGGGUUCUCGAGGUUGACUGGAAGAAAUCCCUUUAAAGGAUAAGUCCGCCGUGUGUACAUUUUGGUAUAACCUAAUAUCUAUAUUAUAGGUGAAUGCACAAAAGCAUAUAAAUAAAUAUAUAUUUUUAUGGUAAGACGCGAUUCACGCGAAAUACGCGCGAGAGUGAGCUAGACGCCAUGUUUUUACUAUGUAUGUAUGUACAUAUAUAUAUAUAUAUAUAUAUAUAUAUAUAUAUAUAUAUAUAUAUAUAUAUAUAUAUAUAUAUAUAUAUAUAUAUAUAUAUAUAUAUAUAUAUAUAUAUAUAUAUAUAUAUAUAUAUAUAUCAUUUUUGUGACUUUUCAUUUACCACUUUUUACUGCAUGAUGCGAAAAAAUUACAAUUAAAAAAAUAUUAUAAUUAACACUUUGUGGUUUGUAUACCAAGAACUGCGGAAACAAAUUUCGGAGAUAUAAAGCAAUGAAUUUAAAAUACCGGUCGCAAAGAUCGGUUCGCGGUUCGUGUGUUAACUGUUAAACAAGGGGGCCAUUAGCGAGUUAAUUAAAUUAUUAUUGAACCCAUGGCAUUUUAUUUGUUCUACCUGAAUAUUUAUUCUUGUUCUUAGUGGGCAGAUUUAUAAUGGUAAACAGGAGUUUUAUGAUAAAAAAAAAAAAAAAAAAAAACACUUGUAUAAGCCUACUUUAAUAAAUUUAAAUAAAUCAAUGUUGACUGGAAAAAAUCCCUUCAAGGGAUAAGUCCGCAUCUUAGAUUAUAUAGAUAAAGUAUCUCAAAAGCUUCGAGAACAGUGGGGUAAAUUUUUCAUACAAUUUUGCGUGAUAAAUAAUUAUGAGUGAUUUCUUUUUAACUUCUAAUUUAUUUUGUCUUAUAAUGUUCGCAUCUUUAAUGCGUAAAAACUGAUUUUAUUUAUUAUAUAAUUAAAUAUAGAUACGUCAAGAUACAUUGUGUGCGUAAGUAUAUAGAACACUGAUAAAAAAACGAGUCAGCUAAUUUGACAAUGCUUACUUUUUUUUUUAAUUUUACGACUAAUUAAUAGACAAAACAUAGUCCAAUGUGUGGAUGCUGAAUUAACGGACUAUGUAUGUAUGUAGGAAAAUAACAUACCACUGCUCGGACACUUCGCGCACGUUUUCCAUAGUGGUUGUAUAUCUAGUUUAUACUACAUCAAUGGGUAUUUUAUAGCGAAUUUGUGUAAUAUCCAUCGCUUAUACGAGGGGGAUUCUAGGGGGCAUCAGUGUCUAGAGUAAUGCUCACAUUCAGAGUUUGUAUUUCUGUAUAAUGUUUCUUGAUUUAUAUAAAUUUAUAUAGAUUUAUUUCCAUUGUAAACUGUCUAAAUACUGUAUUGUAAAUGGUUAUCAUGUCUGUUAUUUCACGAUUAAUUUGAUAUUUUUUAUAAUAAAUUGAAGUUACAAUAAAAUAAAUUGACCAUUAACCCUUUGAGUGCCGACGUGCGCCAUCGCAUUCGUGCGCAUUGCAACUAAAAGUGCCACGAGCGUCAUAGCGCUCGUGAAAUCAGUCGCUAUUUAGCCUGCUGUAAAAAAAAAUAUUAAAGUUUGAUAAUUUUUGGUGGAGAUACAGUUUUUUUAGAGACAAGGGUAAAUGACAUCAACACGACAAAGAUUUCUUUGGCAUUUUUAAGUAGAUAUGAGUAAAAAUUAAUGGCACUAAAUGGGUUAAUAAAUUGAUAUGAUUAUAUAAUAAAUUCACCAUUAUACAGCAAAAAAUGUACAAGGUUAUCUAUCUAUUUUUACAGAAUUAAAAACUUACCGUCUGCAGUCCAAAAUAAGUGGAAACUUUAGAGAGUGAAUACUGGAUUUGAACAAUUUUAGUAUCUACCAAUAACCUAAAUAAAGGAAAUAACCUUAUUUCCCUUUGUAUUGCUAAGUUUAAUGUAUUACUACUGUAAAUGUUGAAAAAAGUAAAUUUCUUUUUUUUUAUAUAUAUAUAUAUAUAUAAUAUUAUAGUUGAUUGCAUUUAUGAAGAUAGUUUCAUUUUGUCAAAUUAGUAUAUUAGAAAUUGGUGUCAGAUUCAAUAUAUUCUUGACUUGUCUGAUAAUAAACUUUAUGUAUAAACAACAUAUUACAAAUAUAUAUGUAUAAAUGUCCAAAAGAUGUAGUAAUGGUAAGUAAUUUAAUUUUAUAUUAAUAUGUAUUUUGUAUUGUGGCUUUUUAUUACUAAACAUCACUGUAUGUCAAAAAAAAAAGGGUAAAGUAAUAGAAAAUAUAAGAAAUAAGUGUACCAAUAUCAACAUUCGUGACAAAGGAGUCACAAGUGUUUUAUUUUUGUAUUAUUUAUAGAAUAUCGUACAAUUUCAUGAUGUCUAUACGUUUAUUUUAAAGUUACUGUUUCUCUGAAGAAUUAAAAUUUUUGGUCGAACACGACUACAGCAUUUGGUUUUUCUAAAAUAGUGAUAGAGGAUUCUUCAGGGUCGGCAAAGCGCAUUGUAAUACCUCUGUUAUUGCAGGCGUUGAUAGGCUACGGUAACCGCUUACUAUCAGGUGGGCCGUAUACUUGUUUGCCACCUCACUGGUAUAAAAAAAAAUAUGAAUUAAAUGAUUUUGUUUUAUAUAGAACAGGUGUUGUUUUGAAAUCAAGGGAUUGCUAUUGGGAUGUGCUUGUAUUGUAUUCUAGCUUAGUUCAAACAACAAAUAGUAUUGAUUGCCUCCUAUGAAAAGUCGAUUCGAUUACUAAGAAUUCUCCACAAAAAUCGUUGGUAUAUAUUUUUUUAGUAAAUGCUUAAAUCAGAUAUCAGAUAAGAUCAUAUGUAUAAAUGGAAAAUUUUAUAAUAAAAUUCAAUGACAUGUUUUAUUCCAUAGUGUAAUUUUGGUAGACUAUUGAAGAAACUGAUUUACAUACGGCGUGUAACACUUUAGUUUCCUUUGACCUAUAACUGAAGACUCGACUAAUUAUAAGUCACAACAAAAAAUAACUUAAUUACGUAUUAUAACAUAUGUUUGAAACCUGAAUAAAACUAUGUUUUAGACUUUUCUAUAGAUAUCAUUAUUUAGUUUUAAGUAAAAAAAAAAAAAAAAAAAAAGAAAAAAAUAAAGAUCUAGAUAAUUACGAAUAAAUAUUUGAAAAAACCACUUGAUUCUUAUUUAUUGACGAUCAUGUUAUAUCAUUAUUGAAUUUAUGUUUUAAAUUUAAAAUGAUCUAGCGUUUAAAUUGAUGUAUCGGUUUAUAAUUAGGGUACAUUUUCCAAAUUUUGUUAAUCCACUUAUGUGACAUAUUUUUAUCUAAUUGCUUGUAAAUUACUAUUUUAUCCAUGUGAAAUAUAUUAACCCUUCUUUGUAUAAUGGUGGAAAUUUCCAUCGUAACAUUGAAUGCCCUUAAAUUAUACAUAUAAAAGAACAAGUUCACUUAAAGUUGAUCGUGUCUGGUUAACUUUUUAAUGUGCAUUGCAGAAAUAAAAACAUAGCUCUCAAAUUUAUUUUUUUAACCAUUUUUCCUUUAAAUUUUGAAAAUGAAUUAUAUCACCUUGAUUUAUUUCACCAAUACAAAAAUCAUGCAGCGAAGGGUCAAGGUCGUCACUCCAUCCAGUUUGGGGGGUCCUCCUACACUGCGUUUCUCUGAUUAUUUCAGCAUAACACAAUAAGUAAUUAAAGCAUUAAUAAGUGACGUAUUAAUUAUAAAAAACUGUCAUUCUGAAAGUAUACAGAUGUGAAGGGACUGGUUUUUUAUGUCCAGUCUAUUUGUUCCCAAUAGUGUUUUAUUUCAUGUUUUGUUAAUAACUACACAGCAAGCAUGCACGAUAUAUUAGUUAACCGGAGUUCGGUGCCUCAUCCGUACCAUUAAAACCUCUUUAUAAUUUAUUUCUUGUAAUUUUUGUUUUCACUAAGUUUUUAUUCUACUGUGAUUUUUUGGUGAAUGUGAUUUUUUUUUUUUUAUAUUAUAACCAACUAACCAUGAUUUCAAUGACGUGACAUAGGUGGAUAAAAGUGUAACAUUACAUAUUUGUAAUAAAACUGCUGUUAAUUGUGUAACAACGUGCAGACUAAUGUAACUGGAAAAUUAAUUUGUUAAGUAAGUAAAUAUUUCAGUAUGUAAUUUAUUAUACUCUAACUAGCACAUUUUUGUCCUAAGCUCAGUUUACAUUAGGAAUUGUAACACUCGCAUCGAUCUCUUACAUCAACUACAUAAUAUUCUUGAUGAACAACACUUUUUUUUACAAUACAGGGGGCAAACGAGCAUGCGGCUCACCUGAUGGUAAAUGACUACCGCUGCCCAUGAUCACUCACAACACUAAAGUGUGCUGCCGGUCUUUUAAAAAGGAAUAUGCUUAUUUCUUGAAGGUUAUGAUGUCGUAUUGGUAAAAUUGUACUUCUCCAUUUUUUUUUUUUUAUAUAAUUAACAUCGUUAGAUAAAAUUUCGGAGAAAUAAAAUAGUCGUUAAAGCCAUCAUCUGACUAUACUAUUGAAAAAACUGAAACAAUUUCGAUAUAACUUACGUUUUAAUUUCAAAUGAUGGAACGCAAUAUUGUCAAAUAAAGCAAUUGACAAUACGAAGUUAUAUUUGCCGUUCUGUUUUUGACAUUUAGUAAAAUUGAUUGCAGAAUAGUGUCGUAAUGGAAUCGUGUAAACGGUAGCUGUCGAGUGAUUAGUUCACAUUCAAGUGUUACUAAAGCAUUUCAAGUGCGCAUUCUAGUUAUCUGGGUCUGCACGAACACUUCCUUUUAAUUCGUUCGAGAAGUAGUAAAAUUUUUAGUAUGUAUUGUUGCAUUUAUAAACUGUUCUGUACUAAAUCUUUGAAUUAAAUAUUGAUCUUAGAAUUACUACCAUAUUCUUAAUUUGUAUUAAUUUUAAUUUAUGAAUUCUUUGAGAAAUACAUAAAAUGGUAUAAUAAAUGAUUUAGUAGUAAAACAAUUUGUUUAAAUUAGCUCUCAAAGAAUAAAUAAUAAUUAUAAAAAUGUAAUUUUUAUACACUAACGUAAUGUAAUGUAAUUUUAAUUUGUACACGCAAAGGUGUACGGGCUAGCGUAGUGGGUGGUAUUUUGUUGCGGGCACGCAACCAAUCAUUUCAUUUUUCAUUUUGUAAAUGACUGACAUGAUCAGAUACAAAUAAAUUACAUAAUAAUUUAUUA
Molecule: messenger RNA, 7548 nt
Organism: Galleria mellonella (greater wax moth)
Lineage: Eukaryota; Metazoa; Arthropoda; Insecta; Lepidoptera; Pyralidae
Gene: Ndf
Product: cytokine-like nuclear factor N-PAC
Exons: 12
Coding region: 56-1621 (521 amino acids)
Molecular function (GO): NADP binding; oxidoreductase activity, acting on the CH-OH group of donors, NAD or NADP as acceptor; NAD binding
Source: RefSeq, a predicted model, not a curated record